This is a messenger RNA of Polistes canadensis, 3488 nucleotides long. RefSeq names its product zinc finger protein ush (gene ush). Gene Ontology annotation, biological process: negative regulation of transcription by RNA polymerase II; heart development; cell differentiation. Lineage: Eukaryota; Metazoa; Arthropoda; Insecta; Hymenoptera; Vespidae. Gene Ontology annotation, cellular component: nucleus. Gene Ontology annotation, molecular function: RNA polymerase II-specific DNA-binding transcription factor binding. Bases 1 to 3159 code for a protein of 1052 amino acids. The transcript has 7 exons. The record is from RefSeq and is a predicted model, not a curated record.
AUGCAUCUUUUGCAUGGGUCGUGGCCCCAUGAAAAGGAACCUCACAUAUACGAAUCAAAGAAUAAGAAGAAUAAGAAGAAGAAGAAGGCGACAACAACGAUACAGAGAAAGGAAAGAAGAAGAGAACUCACUCAGGACUCAGCAGGCCUGCCUGUUACCUGUACGUCGCGUGUUUGCCUACCCGCGUCACGAUCAGGAUCCUAUUUGCAUAGUGCCGAUGAAGCUGCUACCGUUGUUGCUUCUGCUCCUGUUGCUGGUACUGGUACUGGUACUGGUACUGGUAAUAGUACUGGUUGGUUGGUUGGUACUGGUGCUAGUGGGGAGGAUGAGGAUUGGAGCGACUCCGAAAAAACCCCAUCGGUGAGCAGCGGCGUCGAGGGUGGUGGAUCAGCUGUUUCUAGUCCAGUUGGUGCAGUUAAUGUUGAGGAGGACUCUAGUUUACCACCACCACCUAGAUUGAACGCUUCCUCAUCAUCCUCGAAUAGUAUAGUCUUUAAUUCAGCUGCCGAUGAUAUCAAGCAACGAUUUAAUGUCCUUACGGAGAACGCUAGAAAGCGAUUAACUAGUCUCACCGAAGAAAUUACGAGAGAAACGCAAAGAGAUCGUCACGUAUUGUCGAGAUUAACGAGAGAAUCCAGUCCGAAGGAUAUCGAUGAUUCGGAAUCGUCUAGUAUAGUGAUAGUUAAAGACGAAGAAUGUCAACAAAAACCACCGUCUUCCUUAACGACCACUUCCUCAUCAUCAUCAUCAUCAUCAUUGAUAAGAAGAAGAGAAGCGAGUACGAGAAGAGACAGCGAGGAUUCAACGAGACGUACGAAUACAACAACGUCGAGUUGUAUUAUCGAGGAUGCACCACCAGAUCCGAAAAAAAUGAAAUUAGAAGAGGACGUAGCACCAAGACUGAGAUUGAAUGCUAGUCUAGCGACGGAUCCAGCACUUCGGCCUGCUGCCGUAGCAGCACUUACCGUCAAACCUGAGAAUGCUUCUUCCCCGCCUAAUCCCGGCCCACCUUUACCUGCCGGCCUGCAGAAUGCGAUUGCAUCGGGUCGUUUGUUCGUCCUACCAACCGACGGGAAAGAAACUAUCACCGUUGAACCUGCCAGACCGGCUCCCCUCUACUGUCCACCGUGUGGUAUUCGUUUUAGUUCGGCAAGCACUUUGGAGGCUCAUCGUACCUUUUAUUGCGCCCACCGACCGCGUUUAGAAGAUGAUGCUACCAAUGAUGAGGACGAGGAGAAGUCGAAUAAGUUUGAAGUUAGGAAAGCUUACGCUUGUCCACAUUGUUCAUACAGUGCUGACAAAAAGGUCUCGUUGAAUCGGCAUAUGCGAAUGCAUUCGGCUUCUCCGGCACCACCGACGAUUCCAACAGUACCACCACCACCACCACCAUCAUCAUCAUCAUCGGCUACGACAGGAACAACACUUGGAAAUAAUUCAACGAGCGCAUCGAACGGUUCCUUGAACGAGGAAGCUGAAAGAUAUUGUCGUAAUUGUGACAUCAGAUUUAAUUCAUUGAAGACUUAUCGGGCACACAAAACGCAUUAUUGCAGUACCAGGCACGUUGUCAAAGACGGUGCACCACCACCCCCACCACCACCAGUACCAACAGGAGCAUCUUCUUCCUCGGCUAAAGCUUCCCCACCUACCAGUUCAAGUCCUGGCGAUUCGCCCCCACCUCAGCCAUGUUUGGCAUUACCUACCAAUCCGAUUCUCAUCGUACCGUAUUCCCUAAUACGGGGUGCCAGUGUCUUGGCUGCACCGGCACUUCCCGCACCCGACACCGCCUGUUUUUUACUGCCAAAUGGAUCUUUGCAACCAAUGAUGAGAGGAUUAGCAAGCACGAAUACCGUAACCGAACCACCAGCCGUCCUUAGAGCAGCCAACAAACCUACCACGCCUGCAUCCCUCGUUGGUUCCUCUACCUCGCCGUCCGUAUCGACUCCACUCGAUCUAAGUGUUAGAAGAUCACCUACGGCACAUCAGGAUGAAAAGGAAAACAGAGUUUCGCCAGCUCCAACUUCGCUUCCCCCACCACCGGGUAGUCCAAGAUCGUCUAGAGGUAGUGCCAGUCCAAGAGCAAGGUCUAUUAGUACGAAUCAAAGUAGCAGUACCGGAUCCGCACCACCAACAGUUCAAACAGAAUUAGCUCUUAGAUUGGCCGAGUUACCACCUCCUCCUGUUCCUGUACCCGUACCUGGUGUCCUCGUUAAGCAUGGUGUUUCCAGAUGCAAAGAAUGCAACAUCGUCUUUUGUCGACACGAAAACUUCGUCGCUCAUAAGAAACACUAUUGUCAAGCAAGGGAAACAACUGUGAGCAAUAGUCCACCACCACCGAGCACUCCUUCGCCACCAUUGGUUCAACUAAUUUGUGCAGCAUGUGGUAUUAAAUUCGCUUCCAUGGAUAAUCUCGUCGCGCAUCAAGCUUUCUAUUGUCCGAAAAGGCCCGAAUCGCAGGAACAUCAUUCUCGGUGCACGAAAUGCAAGGCAAUAAUAGAAGCAGGUAGUACGCAUACUUGCAGUGGUGGACCAACCGGUGGUUGGCGGUGUCCCGUAUGUGGUGCCGUCAGUCCAACCGCUGGUGCAGCACAACGUCACAUGGAUGCUCAUCAAGGUGUUAAAGCAUUCAGGUGCACGAUUUGUCGUUACAAAGGGAAUACCUUACGUGGUAUGCGAACGCAUAUAAGAAUGCACUUUGAAAAACGUGGGACGGAUCUUCAGGAGGAAAAUUACAUAACGUGUGUCUUGGAUGACGAAGCUGUUAUUCCAACACCAGAACCAGCACCUGCAACAACACCAGAAGAAAUACCAGCCGAGGUUCAAAUCAAUGGAAAAAGUGAGGUCCGUAAAAGUCCUCAACCUUCUAUUUUGCCAGCAGCACCCCCGGCCGCGACAGUCACGGCCAGUAAAGUUAAACAGGAACGCGAGGAAAGUCCACCACCCGAGGAAAGUCUCGACCCAAAUAAGACUGGUCCACGUUAUUGUCGAUCGUGCGAUAUAAGUUUCAAUUACUUGAGCACGUUCAUAGCGCACAAAAAAUUUUAUUGUUCGAGUCAUGCGGGGGAGGCGAGUAAUAACAAUAACAAUAAUAAUAAUAAUAAUUCUAGUAGCCAUACUGCUACCACUCCGCCCACUGGUAGAACCGAGGCAUCCGUACUUUAGAUGUGUUAGUUUACAAUUAUAAAAAAUAACUCGAUCAUUUUUUAAAUGAUGCGUUGGACAUUUGAACAAUGAAAAACAACACCUACGAUGAUCACGAUGAUGACGACGAUGAUAAUGAUGAUGAUGACGAUGAUGAUGACGACGAGUCUGUUAAUUGUUGCCAGUUAAACAAAUAUAUAUCAAACUAAAUUAACCGACUUAGUUGACUUACCAUCAUGUGUGAUUUUUGUCGAUCCAGGGAAUUGUUGUUCGUACUUACGAUAAGCCGAUUUACAAUUGCAUCAAUAUAUGUACAUAAACACUUUUAUCGGAUUCAUAAAAGAAAUUUA